Anneissia japonica is the source of this 2257-nucleotide messenger RNA. Its product is annotated as phosphatidylinositol 4-phosphate 5-kinase-like protein 1. Gene Ontology annotation, molecular function: phosphatidylinositol kinase activity. Lineage: Eukaryota; Metazoa; Echinodermata; Crinoidea; Comatulida; Comatulidae. Gene Ontology annotation, biological process: phosphatidylinositol metabolic process. The record is from RefSeq and is a predicted model, not a curated record.
AUCAGACUGUCUCUCCGAUAUCAAUCAAUCAACUUAAUCAAAUAACAUAAAAUCACUAUAACGACUCCCUGCUACACUAAAGGUGGAGAGUGUAAGCUGCAGCGUGAGAUAGUCUCCCCUUCUCAAUACAGUAAAAUGUAUCAGGCUACUACCAUGCCAUUGUAUAUAAACUGAUAAUUAUUUAUUUGUUGCUAUGGCAAUGGAUCAAAACAGAAAGGUAACUUUGGGCCAGCGUUUCAGGAGUCUCAUUCAGCAAUGGAAAAGAAGAGGAUUUAUAGAAAUUGGACCUGAAAAUACGGAAUUGUUUAAACUGACUGAGAAUAUAAGAACUGGUCUUCGUUUACAACUUCUUGAGAGUGAAAAGCAAUGACAAACGAUAUAUCAUCAAGACAGAGAAGAAGAACGAUGCCAGGUUGUUCAUGAAGAUUCUGCCCAAUUAUCUUUGUCAUCUGAAGCAGCAUCCACAUAGCUUAAUAGUACGCUACAUGGGAUUAUACCUCAUCAAACAGAAAGGGGACAAACCAAUUUAUUUCUCGGUGAUGAAGAAUGUAUUUUAUCCUGAUGAUAGAAUUAUUGAAAGAUACGAUUUAAAAGGUUGCCAGGCCAACCGUUACGUCAAACCAUCACAGAAGUUAAACCAGGUUGGUUUGGUUUUGAAAGAUCAAAAUUUCAACAAGCAAAAUAUAAAUAUAGGUCCUCAAAAGCAGUGGUUUGACAGACAGAUAUCAAUUGACACAGAGUUUAUGCAGACUGUUGGUGUCAUUGACUACAGUUUACUUGUAGGAAAACAGCCAUUGUUGGAAUCUGAUAGAGUCCUGGAUGAAAGACUAGCAGAUGUAGUCUGUAGAUUAAAGAAAUCCAUGAAGUAUAAAAGCACAAGUCAAGCAUCAAAGGAAUAUUGUAAUGGUAUCAAUUUAAAUCAUGAUCCAGAAAAUAAUUUAAAAAAUAACGGUAAUUCUGUUUAUAAAAGUAAAAAAGUGAAUCAAGACGAGGGUAUCUCAGUAGCAUCAGGCAAUGGACUUGUUAACUUUGGAAUGACAUCAAGUGCGAUGGAACACACAGAGUUAUCACAGGAUUUCCAAUUACCUGGUGCUGCCGAAGAAUCUGCCAUUCCCACAAAAAACAAAUUUGAGCCACAGAUUAAUCAUAGUUUGAACGACAAUGAACACCUUAAUAUACGCUUACUUCCAAACCUUGAGAACUCAUUACACAUUUUAGAUGGUGUGGAAGAUCGGUAUUUUCUAGGAAUUAUUGAUUUUUUUACAACUUAUGGACCAAAAAAGAAACUUGAACAUGCAGUGAAAAGCAUAAUACAUCCAUUUACUUCAUUCUCUGCUGUUAGCGUAUGUCGUUAUGCAGACAGAUUUAAGGACUAUUUAUCCAGCAUAUCGGUUUGAUAGUUUAUAAGUUCAUCGAUAGAUUGACUUGUUAAGUGAAUGAUGGAUUUGAUGCUUGAUUGAGGGGUUUAAUGAUUAAAUAGUUGAAUUGUUGAUUGAUAAAUUGAUUGAAUUAUUGAUGGAUUGGUUAAUUUAUAAAUGGAUUGAUUGAUAGAUCAGUCAAUAUAUUUUUUCUCAUGACUAAUGUAACUUAUCUGUAUAAAGCUACGUUCACAUCAAGCCCGGAGUCCGGAGAAAAAAUCGUGAAAAAUAAUUUCACUGAUAAAUAAAUGGAUCGUUCACAUCAAAUUUGUACGAAUUCCAACCCGGACUGCGGAUCCGGACAGAUGGAUCGGAGAGCCAUUUUUAUCCUGAAAUCGUACGUUUUUUUUUCUUGGACCAAUCAGCAACAAGCUUGGUUGGUUCGAACCAAUCGAACGCAUGCAUACUUAACCUGAACACCCGUAUUCUGUGCGCAAUGUGAACGCAGCGUUCAAAAAACGUAGCAAUUCACAAUUUUUUGUAGGGCUCUGGACCAGAUCCGGGCUUGAUGUGAACGUAGCUUAAGCCUCGUAUGAAAUUACAUGUAAUGUAUUCAAAAAUUUAAAUUUUUGUUAAGUAUAUUUAUGUUUGUUUUGUGAAAGGAUUGCUACAGUACUACUCAGAAGGCAAGUUUCAUCUUUGGUAUAUCCUGCCCCCUUGUGCUUAAAAAUUGAUAAUACCAAAUAAUUCUGUGCAAUAGACAUCCAUUGUGUUAUUUGUGCAUAUGAUUUCUCUCUGUUUAAUUUAGUAUGUUAGUAGAAUUCGUUAGCACAUUCCAUCAACAUUCUGUUCAUAUUCUUUGUUAAUGGUAUAAUAAAAGUUUUUUUUUGCAAUUGGUA